AGUGUAAAACAAAAUGACAACUAACGGAUCCCAGUUUCGUCCUUAACGGCCCCGCCUUGCUCCCCGAUGAUAAGCGCUAUACAAAACCGAUGGGCGGGGAAGUGGGGAGGAUCUGGUUUAGAUAUAUAUAUAUACACGCAGAACUCAACAGAUCAUGUCAUACGACAGUCCUUGCUUAACCGAGAAGCACGGAGGUUCGAUAAACCGACAUGAAGACUUUUGUUUUAUUUUGCGCCCUAGCGGCCUUCGCUAGUGCCAAGCCUCAGUACUUCCUCCCCUACGGAGUGCACUCGCCACUUGUUUACAGCCAACCCCUUUUGGCAUUUUACCCCGGAGCACCGUUGAAUCCCGACGGCACCGUCGCUGACACACCCGAAGUCGCCGCGGCCAAAGUUGCUCACUUUGCCGCCAAGGAGAAAGCCCUAAACAGAGGAAAGAGAUGGGCUCCGCUCAACCCUGACGGCACAGUCGCCGACACCCCUGAAGUCGCUGCUGCCAAAGUUGCCCAUUUCGUUCAAGUCGCCAGAGCCGGAGGAGCUGUACCUUACGUCUACGCUCCCCAGUGGUAUGCUUCCGCAGGUGUUCUCGACACGCCUGAAGUCGUCGCCGCUAAGGUCGCUCAUUUCGCCGCCCACGCCAAAGCCCGUGGAUUAGUUACCCCUUAUUACUACAACUACGCCCCCUACUGGUACGGAGCCGCCCCCUUGAACGCCGACGGUACCGUCGCUGACACACCCGCCGUAGCCGCCGCUAAAGUCGCUCACUUCGCCGAAGUCGCUAAAGCCAGAUCCCUCGCCGCCCCUCAUGUCGGACCCGUCGACACACCCGAAGUCGUCGCCGCUAGAGCCGCCCACUUGGCAGCUCACAGCGCCGUCCUCAGACGUGGCAAAAGGUGGGUCCCGUUGAACGCCGACGGAACCGUCGCUGACACUCCUGAAGUUGCCGCCGCCAAAGCCGCCCAUUUCGCCGAAGUAGCCAAAGCAAGGGGCUUAGUCCACACCGUCACCGGUCAAUGGUACGGACCUUUCGCUCCCCUCAACGCCGAUGGUACUGUAGCUGACACUCCUGAAGUCAGGGCUGCUAAAGCCGUCCACUUCGCCGCCCACGCCGGAUACCGACUUCCGCUAGUCCACGGCUACUACUACACUCCAUAUUACGCCGACGGAUCCGUCGCCGACACCCCCGAAGUCGUCGCCAAGAAGUUGGAACACUUCGCCGCCCACGGCGAAGCCCUUGCCAGGUUGGGAUAAACAAGCCGUUGACCAACAUAGUCCAAACUUUACCAGUGUCGUGUACCAUUCUGUUAUUGAUGCUCAAUUAAAUUUUUUUAAUGUCUUUU
Cimex lectularius (bed bug) is the source of this 1339-nucleotide messenger RNA. Its product is annotated as pupal cuticle protein-like. The transcript is spliced from 5 exons. Lineage: Eukaryota; Metazoa; Arthropoda; Insecta; Hemiptera; Cimicidae. The record is from RefSeq and is a predicted model, not a curated record. Bases 210 to 1250 code for a protein of 346 amino acids.